Annulohypoxylon truncatum is the source of this 2594-nucleotide messenger RNA. Its product is annotated as glycoside hydrolase family 92 protein. Gene Ontology annotation, molecular function: peptide-N4-(N-acetyl-beta-glucosaminyl)asparagine amidase activity; carbohydrate binding. The record is from RefSeq and is a predicted model, not a curated record. Gene Ontology annotation, biological process: protein deglycosylation; protein quality control for misfolded or incompletely synthesized proteins; carbohydrate metabolic process. The transcript has 6 exons. The coding region runs from base 1 to 2466 and encodes 821 amino acids. Gene Ontology annotation, cellular component: cytosol; nucleus. Lineage: Eukaryota; Fungi; Ascomycota; Sordariomycetes; Xylariales; Hypoxylaceae.
AUGCAUUCAUUUAUCUUGCGCCCGGGCCCUGUUGCUCUGGCUAUCGCCGCGAUCACUCUUGGAAAUGUUGUCGCUGCCGACUUUGAUCCCCUCACUUACGUCGAUCAACUGAUCGGAAGCAGCAAUGGAGGAAACGUAUUUCCGGGUGCCUCGCUUCCUUACGGCAUGGCGAAAGCCGUUGCCGACACCACCAGCGGAAGCAACCAAGGCGGCUUCACCCUUGACGGAAGUCCUAUUUCCGGCUUCAGCGCGAUGCACGACUCGGGAACGGGAGGAUCGCCUUCUCUCGGGAAUUUCCCGCUCUUCCCGUACCCGAGUUGCCCGAAUGAUGAUAUUGAUCGAUGCGAGUUUCCCAAGAUAACUCGAGCUGCCGAUCAUGGGUCAUUCACCGAUAGCAGUGUUGUGGCGCGCCCGGGAUAUUUCGAGGUCACCCUGAACUCCGGCGUCAAUGUUGCGAUGACGACCACUUUACACGCCGCAUUGUUCCGGUUCAACUUCACGGGAACGGGUGCUAAUGGCUCCUACCCUCUCAUCUUACAGGACCUAACGGAUCUCUCGGACUCGCGUCAAGAUAACGCCACCGUUGCUAUUGAUGCUGAAACUGGGAGGAUCACAGGCAGUGGCCGUUUCCAAUCCAGUUUUUCUCAAGGACAAUAUGUACUUUAUUUCUGCACCGAUUUUUCGGGCCCUCAAAUCCAUGAUACUGGCAUCUUCGUAAAUAGUAGGGCUAGUGCGGAUGUCAAGAACUUGACCAUUUCACGGUCAAUCAAUGGAUACCCUCUUCCCGGAGGAGCCUUCAUUCGAUUUGAAACCGCAGAUCCGGUGCUUGCUAGGGUCGGCUUGAGCUUCAUAAGUUCUGAGCAAGCAUGUUCUAACGCCGAAUCCGAAAUUCCGGAUUAUGACUUCGAUGGGAUUGAACAGGCUGCUUCUGAUGCCUGGAAGGAGAAGCUCAGUCCCAUUACUAUUACUCAAGGCGGAGUAGAUGAUGAUUACGUUACGAACUUCUAUUCGGGCAUUUACAGAACAAUGGUGAACCCCCAGAACUACACUGGAGAGAAUCCGUUUUUCGACAAUGGCGAGCCGUACUUCGAUUCAUUCUACUGUCUCUGGGACAGCUUUCGAAGUCAGAUCCCAUUUUUAAUCCUAACCGACCCGGAUGCUGUAGCAGAAAUGAUACGUUCCCUAAUAGACACGUACAAAUACGAAGGAUGGCUUCCCGACUGCCGCAUGACCUUUAGCAAAGGUUACACGCAGGGAGGCUCGAAUGCAGACAUAGUUCUAGCAGAUGGAUUUCUGAAAGGUAUCACAGACGGUAUUGAUUGGGAUGUGGGUUAUGAAGCUGUCGUGAAAGACGCUGAAGAAGAACCCUUCGACUGGUCAAGUGAAGGACGUGGUGGUUUGGACAGCUGGAAAGCUCUAGGCUACAUUCCCGUCCAGGACUUCGACUACGUCGGCUUCGGAACUAUGACUCGAAGCAUCUCACGUACUCUCGAAUACAGCUAUAACGAUUAUGUGAUAAGUCUGUUCAGUCAAGCACGGGGUAACAGUGCCGACACUGCGAAAUACCUCCAGUCAAGCGAAAACUGGAGGAGUUUGUACAAGUCGGAUCAGACGUCAUAUUUCGCCAGUGGCCAGAAUACUGGCUACGUUGGGUUCUUCCAGCCCAAGUACCUAAAUGAGACCUGGGGCUCCCAAGAUCCUCUGUUGUGCAGCAACAUUGAUACUUCUGGCACCGCCUGUAGUCUUCAAAACACGGCCCAUGAAACGUUCGAAUCGAGUAUUUGGGAAUACGGAUUUUUCGUACCACACAACCAGGGAGACUUGAUCACCCUCUACGGUGGCCCUGACCAAUUCGUUAGUCGACUCGACUUCUUACAUGAUAACAAUAUCACCUAUAUUGGAAAUGAACCCGCGUUCCUCACGGUAUUCCAAUAUCAUUAUGCCGGCCGACCGGCUCUCUCGGCAAAGCGCGCACACUUCUACAUUCCCCGAUACUUCGCCACGACCCCCGACGGCCUUCCUGGAAACGACGAUAGCGGUGCGAUGGGAUCAUUCGUCGCGUUCUCAAUGAUGGGUCUAUUCCCCAACCCUGGCCAGGACGUCUAUCUGAUUAUCCCCCCGUUCUUCGAGGGCGUAAACAUCACGAACCCGCUGACCGGUAAAACUGCUUCCAUUCGCAAUGUCAACUUCGAUCCCACAUACAGUGCCAUCUAUAUUCAGAGUGCAACGCUGAACGGUGAGCCGUACACGAAGAACUGGGUCGAUCACAGCUUUUUCACUGAAGGCAAGGAGCUUGUUCUUACUCUAGGUAGAAAUGAAAGUUCAUGGGGUACUGCCGUCGAGGACCUACCACCGAGCGUGGGCGAGUAUACGGGCUUUAAUGAGACGUCUUCCAAGAGGAGGCUGCGUAGUGUUCCAAGGUCGAGGUAUUCUCCAAAUUUCGGGCAAGGGCUUGGACUUAAUUAGGAGAGACCCGAGAUAUGGCAUGCCUAGAAGCCGGCACUGUAUAAAUACAAGACUGCAGAAUAAUAAUAAUCAAGCUACCCACUUAUUAAUACAAGAAUAUAAAAUUUGGUUGCAGUGCAGCUCACUUU